Molecule: messenger RNA, 593 nt
Organism: Durusdinium trenchii
Lineage: Eukaryota; Dinophyceae; Suessiales; Symbiodiniaceae
Source: the annotation of a GenBank genome assembly
GCGGCGACUGUCGGAUGUCUUUGAACACCUCCAGGCGAUCGACCGCUAUUUGCAGCCGCCUGGUGUCGUGGGAACGACGAGGCCCCAGCUGCGCCGCCGAAGCGUCCCUCUUUUCAGGACUGGACUACGUCCGCUUCGAUGGGCGCUUUGCCACUGUGGAAGAAGGCCUGGAUGACGUGGGAGUGACCAUGGCGCCAGGCCAAUGGCCAUCCCCCAGUCCCAGUGCUGAACCGACGGCCACCCUGCAGAAGCUCCUCAGUCCACCACAAGAAGAGCGUGUGCUGCGCAAGAUCAGCGAUGCAGGCCACAGCGGGCACACGGUGACACCGAAGACGACGCCGUCGGCCACCGGCGUGUCGGCAGGCCAGCGCUCGGAGGCGAGCACCGAUCACGAGGACACCGACGACACCGCGACGCGAGGACCUCCGCGUCCUCCGGUCGAGGAAGGUGCCGCCGAGAUCUCCGAAACCACAGGCUUCAAGCAUGAGAGCUGGCAGAGAGAUGCAGAACCAGUAGAGCAAGAAGGUGGAAGACCAGAAACAUGGCAAAGACCUUCUGAACCUUCGCCAGUGGAAGAAGGCAGCUGGCCAUGA